Messenger RNA from Carassius carassius (crucian carp), 1966 nucleotides. RefSeq names its product G protein-coupled receptor 137Ba-like. Lineage: Eukaryota; Metazoa; Chordata; Actinopteri; Cypriniformes; Cyprinidae. The transcript is spliced from 7 exons. Gene Ontology annotation, cellular component: lysosomal membrane. The record is from RefSeq and is a predicted model, not a curated record. Gene Ontology annotation, biological process: positive regulation of TORC1 signaling. The coding region runs from base 443 to 1759 and encodes 438 amino acids.
ACAUUUUGGCUCGAAAGCAACAGAAUUUUUCCAUUCGGUUCUCUUCAGCUAAGAGCCAACAUGGCGACAUAGCUGCGUCAGAUUCUAACCUUUUCCCAUUGGUCAGUAGGCGGGGCCAGAGCCAGCUGAUCGCUUUUUCUUAACGCUGGAGUUGGUUUCUCUUAGCUCGGAGGGAGCUGCCUUGCAGAGAUUGGGGGACUCCGCUGUUUUUUUUUUUUAAAUUGUUUGUUUUCCACAUCUUGCUUCUGAACAUCCAAGAAGUUUAAUCAAUGCAACAACCGUUUAGGGUAGCCUGUAGUUUUUCAUUUUACGCUCAUAUGUCAUUUGUAAUUAAGUUUGACGUUUUUCAAUUUCUUCUAAUUUCAAAACAUCUGCAUGAAAAGUUUCAUGGAAAAGGAAAACGUUUUGGUUAAGUCGACGUGAUAGCGAGCAUCCCGUCGAUAUGUUGUUUUUACUAGAAAACCAGGUCAGUGUCAGUGUUUGGACGGACUCAUCCUCCUCCUCCUCCUCAUCAUCAUCCUCCACCGAACUGAUCCAUGCUGCGGUUCCGCCGUCCGUGCAGCUCGGUCUCACGGUUCUCUACACGGUUUUGUAUUCGCUGCUCUUCGUGUUUGUUUACCUGCAGCUCUGGUUGAUUCUGCACUACGGACACAAGCGCUUCAGCUACCAGAGUGUUUUUCUCUUUCUGUGUUUGCUCUGGUCGGCACUGAGGACGACUCUCUUCUCUUUCUACUUUAAAAAUGUUGUUCAAGCCAACCAGCUUCAGCCUUUGCCGUUCUGGCUCCUGUAUUGUUUUCCAGUCUGCCUCCAGUUCUUCACCCUGUGUCUGCUCAACCUGUAUUUUGCUCAGGUGAUUUUCAAAGCCAAAGCAAAGUAUUCCCCGGAGCUCAACAAGUACAAGGUGCCCCUGCUUCUAGGAUUUCUGCUGGCCAGUGUUUUUUUCCUGGUGGUGAACGUGACGUGUGCCAUGCUGGUUCAGGGUGAUGCGGAUGAGAGUCAGGUGAAGGAUGCCGUUCUGGCACGAGUUCUGGUUAACGACAGCCUCUUUGUGCUCUGUGCGAUCUCACUUGCCAUCUGCAUCUUCAAGAUCGCUAAAAUGUCUUCUGCCAACGUCUACCUGGAGUCAAAGGGGACAUCAGUAUGCCAGGCCACGGCCAUUGGGGCGGCAGUUAUCCUCCUCUACACAUCCAGAGCCUGUUAUAACCUGGUUGUGGUGGCUCUAUCUCCUGAAGAUCGGCCCAGCCCGUUUAAUUAUGGCUGGUACAAUGUAUCUGACCAGGCGGAUGCAGAGAAGAUCAAUGGCGAAGCCUAUGUGGUCUUUGGGAUCAUCCUGUUCUUCUGGGAGUUGCUGCCCACCAGUCUGGUGGUGUUGUUCUUCAGAGUGCAGCGGCCCAAUCAGAACCUGACACCGGGUGGCAUGAUCAACAGUCACAGCUUUAGUUCCAGAGCGUAUUUCUUUGACAACCCACACCGCUAUGAUAGUGAUGACGAUCUGUCUAGAAACACAACUUCCCGAGGGGAAAGAUGCAGCAGUAUCUUUUCGUCCACACCGCAGACGGGCCCAGGUUGGUAUGGCUCGAUCCAGAGGAACAGCAGCCUAACAGCGAUCCCUCACCUGCUAAACGGACCCCAAACAUCAACAGCCCCUCUUCUCUUUGCCUACGGCAAUAUUCAGACCAACCAACACCACAAUUACUACUCCACCCCCCAGAACUACUACUCAAGCUCCCAGACACACUACUCCACCCCUCAGAACUAAUGCAGAUGCUUCAAGUGGAUUGAUCUAGUCUGAGAUGUGACUCAGCCAGGACAUCAUUGAGCAAUGCUUUAUGGUCGUCUUGGCCCUCAGUCAGUUCAUCUGCCCACUUUUAAACGGAAAGAAAUUAAUGGGACCAUACAAAGGUGAUGGGGGAAGGUUUGUUUGGACCAAAUGGACCAGCUUUUCCAAUGUUCUCAUUUCUAAAAA